This is a messenger RNA of Amphibalanus amphitrite, 2424 nucleotides long. Its product is annotated as carbohydrate sulfotransferase 15-like. NCBI's taxonomy places the organism in Eukaryota, Metazoa, Arthropoda, Thecostraca, Balanomorpha, Balanidae. The transcript is spliced from 10 exons. Gene Ontology annotation, biological process: hexose biosynthetic process. Bases 453 to 1946 code for a protein of 497 amino acids. The record is from RefSeq and is a predicted model, not a curated record. Gene Ontology annotation, molecular function: N-acetylgalactosamine 4-sulfate 6-O-sulfotransferase activity.
AGAUCACUUCGGCAGACGGCAACGGAAAGAAUCUCACGGACCGAACUGAACAAGGCACAAAACGGUAAUGUCCUCCGUUUCAAACGAAUCCAUUGCUAAUCCUGCACCCCUCAGACCGGCCGCCUGUCCUCCUUUCUCGCCGACGGUUGGCCGGCUGGCAGUCUUGCCGCCCCCUGACGGAGCGUCGGCGCCGCUGGGGAGCUGAGAGGAGCGCACGGCCGGCUACCCCGCGGCCGAGCCGACAGUCAGUUGAGCCGGGUCCCUCACUGUGAAGGCAGCGCGGCGCCGGAGGUACGCGUGCGGACGAGAGCGGAAGUGCAACGGGCGCAUCGUGGCAGCGUGGCACGUUGCAGAGGGGUGCGUGGCGGCCGGGUGCAGCGGAACAGUGAACGCACUGCAGCCAAAUCAGUCAGCCUGGGUGGAAUGAGCGGUUACGGUGUCAGCGCGGCGCUAUGAACGAUCUCAAGAUACCACCGCACGGAGUUGACAUCAGGGCCGGCUCGGGAUUGAUCAGCAGUCUGUCGGGCGCCACCAGUCGCCUGUGUCGUGUCAGCGCCAUUGGUCGACGAUCGCUGCUGGUCGCCCUCGGACUGACGCUACUGCUGCUCUACUGCGCCAACAGUCCACCGAUACCGUGGCAGAAAGGCUGGCCGGCGCGACGUCCGACGGAGGUGGUGCUGGUCACUGGCCAUGGGUUCGGCGGCGAGCCCACCUUUUGUGUGCGCCGCCUGAGCGCCGCCGUCAGCUUCCAGUCGGACCCCGCCGACCCGCAGAUUGGAUUUUUGCCUGGAGUUCAGAAUCAUUGCUGGCUCCAGGAACUAAGGCCCGAGGAUUUCGACUACCUCAGCAACAAUGAUGUGCAACGCAAGGACAAGACUGUUUUUAUAAAACUGCAUAAACGGGCUGAGCUGUACGCCUCGUACGCGCGGCGUCCGCCGGGCGGAGUGACCGCAGUGCGCGUCCGCUGUCUGCCAUUCGUCUACGUGAUCGGUCAGCCCAAGUGCGGCACGACCGACCUGCGCCACCGGCUCAGCCUGCACCCGCGCGUCGCUAGUGGCACCGUCUGGAGCGAUGCGCACUGGUGGAGCCGCCAGCGCUUCCCGGCGCCCAGCGGAGAUGUGUCGGACCGGCCGAGCGGCCCGGUCAGUUUCCGCGAGUACCUGGACUCGUUCGAGCUGGUCUCCCACCGUCUGGUAGGAGCCGACUGCGGGCGCACAGGUGACGGCCGCCACCGGCCCUGGACGCCCGAUUCACGCAUCAUCACAGUGGACGGCAGCACCUCUACCAUGUGGGACGAGCGGAGUCUGCGUGAGGCGCGCCGCCGACCGGCGCUGGCCGCCGAGCAGUACCCGCCGCUGGCAGAGACCACGGCCGCCGGCCUGGCCGCCCUGCAGCCCACCGCGCGCAUAGUGGCCAUUCUGAGGGAGCCGACAGAUAGGCUAUUUUCCGACUACCUCUACUUCAACUCGCAACGGGACUCUGAGAAGAGUGCCGAUGAGUUCCACCAGAUGGCGCAGCGGGCGGUGGGCAUGUGGACGAACUGCACGAGGAGCCGGACAGAGAACGACUGCGCCACCGACCGGCGGGUCAUCGACAGACUAGGGGUACGUCUGCACGUGGGACUGUACGCGGUGUACCUCCGGCCCUGGCUGCAGGAGUUUGGUCGAGAUCAGGUGCUGGUACUGCGCACAGAGGAUCACCGUCGGAACAUCACCCAGAGCCUCCACGCGCUGUUCAACCAUCUCGACAUCGGAGUUCCUGCGGACACGGUCUGGGAGGAGAUUCGCACCGCCAGUCCGAAAAACGUGCGCCGGAAGAGCCUCAAGCACCAGACCAUGCUGCCGGAGACCAGGCGACUGCUGAGGGACUUUUACCGGCCGUUCAACCGGCGGCUGGCGCGACUGCUGCGCUCCGACCGCUUCCUUUGGGAGGACAGCGAGCCGUAAGGGGCGCCGCCACCGGUAGCACCGCGUCUCCGAGUGCUUGCUAUGGGAGGACAGCGAGCAAUGGAAGACGCCGUUGCAGUGCCGCUACAUACCGACCCCUUCAUAAGGAAGAAGAGUAGCCGAUGGUGAGCAGCGCGCCAUCGGAGCCGGACUGGGGACGACGGAGUCAGGAACAGCUGAUAGAAGAGAGUGGAUCAUAUUGGUCCAUCGUGUGGUGCAGGGGCCAUAUUGGCCCCCAGCUGCCGACACGUUAUUACCUUCUGAGGAGGUCUCAAAGCCAAGGAUCACUCGUGCUGAACCCGCAAAUUAUUGGAGUAAAACCACAGAAAGACGGGCUCAAAUUGAACCACUUUCAGAAGCUCAUGGGCAUACUUUUUACCACGUAAAACGCACAUCCUGUGAAUAUAUGUUAUUUACCUAUUUAAUCAAUAUUUUUCUGGAAUUAAAAAUAAAAGCAUGUGUAUGUAAUGUGUGUCAG